UAUUUAGAACGACUAAAAUAUUUGAUUCUUGAUACUCGUAGUAGUUCAGAUUAUCAACAGAUAUGACGUCUACUAAGUGUAAAGUUGAAUCAGGUAUUCAGUUAUUGGCCCGAUUAACAAAAAAAACAGGAAUUCAAAGGUUUUACCCCACUAUUUUUGGAAAUGGACCAAAUCUUGGAGAAUUUAUUGAAAUUUACAGUGAAGAAAGUACUGCUUGUCUUCUCGCUGAAUUUAUAUGUGAAUCAUUAAUUUCAAAUGAAUUAGGAGGACCAGAAUCUAGUGUUAUAGUUUUUAAUACUGAUGGAAAAUUGACUUUAGAUUAUCUUAUAAAUAUAGCUAAGAGUAAAAUUUUAAAACUAUCCAAUGACAACACCCACAAAUCAUCAACAAAUAAUAUCAAUGUUUUGCUUAAUUCAAUAUUAAAAAAAAUGUUUAUUGUAGAUAUAUAUGAAUCUACACAAUUUUAUAUAACUAUACAGAAUUUAGAUUUUUUUUUGAUAAAGAACCCAAAUAUAUCUUUGAUAAUAUUUGACACAUUAACAGCAUUUUAUUGGGAUGAACAAGAUUUACAAAAAGUUACUAAAAUGGAUUUGUAUAUAAAAAAGUUACUUCGUAUGAUACAAAAAGUUGUUAAAGAUUUCAAAGUUACAGUUAUCUAUAGCAGACCAGAAUAUUUCAGCACUAAUAAGGAACCUAUUGAGAACCUGGAACCCUGUUGUGAAAAACCAGUAAUUGAACAAAUCAACUAUAGAAUACAGAUAGUUUACAAUGACAAUGGUCAGAAUCAUAUUAAUGUGAGGACAUAUGAUAAGCAGUUUCAAAAAGCUUUUAAUAUAAUUAAUGAUGAGAUAAUAUGGAUGUGAGAUAAAUACACUAUAAGAAAUCAAUUGUUUUAUUUGGCAGUUAGAGGAAUCAACUAUUUUAUAAAGGGUAGAAAUAUUAGAUAAAAACAACUAUUUGAGAUAUAACCAUACAAUCUACAAUUUCUACAUUAUUGUGCAAUUUAUUAUAAAUCUAAAUAGAAGAAGAGAAUAAAGUGUUAUCUAUUUUAAACAACUUGUAUGAUGAAUAAACUGGAAGUAUUUAAUAAAUUUCAUAACAUUAGUUCUAAUGAUGGAUUACAAUUUUUGGUGAAACCAUUAUAUUUAAUAAAAUAUGAUAAUUCCACUGCACCAAGCAAUAACUUAAUUUAUGUACUGAUUUUGUAUUGAAUAC
Messenger RNA from Vanessa tameamea, 1215 nucleotides. Its product is annotated as DNA repair protein XRCC2-like. The record is from RefSeq and is a predicted model, not a curated record. The transcript has 2 exons. NCBI's taxonomy places the organism in Eukaryota, Metazoa, Arthropoda, Insecta, Lepidoptera, Nymphalidae. The coding region runs from base 63 to 863 and encodes 266 amino acids. Gene Ontology annotation, molecular function: four-way junction DNA binding. Gene Ontology annotation, biological process: double-strand break repair via homologous recombination; DNA strand invasion. Gene Ontology annotation, cellular component: centrosome; Rad51B-Rad51C-Rad51D-XRCC2 complex; replication fork.